GUCGAUAGUAGCGAACAGCUAAAGAAUGUCUCACGGAUGAAGCUGUAUCGGUACAGUUAUAGCCAGGAGUACCUGGACGUUGCUGGUCUUGCUACAGAUCCUGAGACUGGUGUUAUUGCACAGGAAGUCAAGGAAGUAUUACCAGAGGCUGUUAAGGAAAGCGACGACGUAACGCUUUCAGACGGCAAAAUGAUUGAAAAAUUUCUCGUUGUAAAUAAGGAAGUGGUUCUCGAGGAGCAGGGAUGGUGCACGCCUCGUUUCAUGCAGUUCCUCAUCAUUGUUCUUAUCCUUGUCAUGUGUCUGAGUAUUGGCGCCAUGGCUACCCUCUACGUCAUGCAAGACUCCAAACAAAAUGGUUACCCUGGCGACGCGUCAGAAGCUUUCAUCAAAAACACGCCUGGCACUACAACAAUCUUUCUUCUUAAUACUACCACUACCCCCAGGGGUUCAAGUGUCACAACGAGGUCGACCACGAAGGAUCCCAGUUCGUCGCCAAUGGUAACGGAAUCAACAACGGAAGCUAGAAAUACUGAAGAAGGGAGAACCACUGGCAUUCAUAGAUUUUCCGUACACCCUGCAGUACCAACAGUCGUUAAUACACACAACACGACGAUCAACGCCAAGUCAGGCAAGCCACCACCACUUCAUCCAGUCAACACSGAGUCACAGCAACACUCUCCAACACCCACCCCCUCGAAGCCUGUUUGUCAGUGCUGUUCAAGAACAGCAGAGAAAUGUGACUCGAUUCCUUACAAACUGUUGGCUAACAAACCUGUUUAUAGUGAGAUGUCUAAUGCUUUACCUCCAGUCAAGAUUCAGGGAACAGCAAAAGCUCAAGACAUGAAGCUAAGGAUCAUGGAAAAGAACUACGACCUUAAAUGCGACUCUUGCAGUUCCGUGAACGAAUCUUAUUUCAUACCAAUCAGUUCUACGAUUCCGUUAAAGCCAGUUACACUAGAAAUCAACUCAACCGGUGAUACAUUGGUGCUGUUGUGUCAUUAGGACAGCAAAGUAGAGUGUCCAGAUACUUCUACCCAACCACUGUAUGAUACAACAAAUUCGUUACCAGUCUUAUUACGUCAUGCAAGGAAUGCCUGUACAUUUUGGUCUCGGUAUCCCAUCAUUCCUUUCGCUCGCUCUCUAAAAAGACUGGGGCGAGUUACAAGUCAAAAGUGAUUUCACAGUAUAUAAUCACUCGAAUGAUUUUAAUAAAUAAAUAAUUUCUAAUAAUUAAUUACUAAAUCGCCCAUUCACAUAAAGUGUGUCUGUGGCGACACCUCUGUUAAUACGAAGAGGUAGAUACAUGUAUAUAUUUAUAAUAAGAUUAUUAUAUUGACUAGCAUCCUAGAUGACUUGUUCCCAGGGUCUACUCAUCCAGGUGAUACAGAGUGUGCCUGGGAAACGAUGUAGUAUGAUAAUAUUAAUUUAGCGAAAAGUAUUUUUAGAAAAUUGUGAUUCAAAAUAUGUUUUUGAGACAACAACGUGAGGCAUCACUUGUACUGAGGCUUCUCGACGUUAAGGGGGGUACACAAACCGUCGGGGAAGAGGGGUUACAAAUAAUUCCCCUGUACUUCCCCCUAAUAAAUAAAUUGAUAUCCUUGUGAAUAGCAGGGAGCGAUAUAUAUUUCUUAACAUUUAAUUCAAAUUAUUUUGCUAUAUUAGUAAUCAUCAAAUAGCUUUUAAAUACAAUUAAUGAUAAUUCAUUCUCGAUCUGAAAUAAAAAGUGUCUGCCUUUUUCGUUAA
Messenger RNA from Actinia tenebrosa (Australian red waratah sea anemone), 1743 nucleotides. RefSeq names its product myelin regulatory factor. The record is from RefSeq and is a predicted model, not a curated record. Lineage: Eukaryota; Metazoa; Cnidaria; Anthozoa; Actiniaria; Actiniidae. Gene Ontology annotation, molecular function: sequence-specific DNA binding; DNA-binding transcription factor activity. Gene Ontology annotation, biological process: positive regulation of DNA-templated transcription; protein autoprocessing. Gene Ontology annotation, cellular component: endoplasmic reticulum membrane; nucleus.